AUGCGUUGGAGUGUUAACAAGUUAUUAUCUCAUUAUCAACAGUUAGCGGCUUUGUCGCAGAAUGCUAUUUCUUCAGAUUUUGAAAAUGAAAGACAUUUUGAGCCUGGAGAAGAUGUUUUGAAACGAGUGUGGAGUGCUUUAAAGUAUGAUGUAAAACGUUGGAAAAGACGAUGGAAAGAGGCCCGAAUGGAUCCUUACCAACGUAAUAAUGCUAUCGCACAUAUUAAACGCCAUGCUAUGGAUAUAGAGCUCUUUCCAUUCGAAACACAGGUUUUAAUUGUUGGAGGUGGCCUAAUUGGCUCUUCGUUAGCAUAUUGGAUAAAGCAAACAUUUCGUGAUGAGGACUACAAAGUGACAGUUGUUGAGAACAAUGAAAAAGUAAAUUUUACUUCGAUGUUAGCUUGUGGUGGUAUUUCCCAACAAUUUUCAAUCCCUGAACAUGUAACUAUGUCAGGUUUUUCUGCAGAAUACCUUCGUCAUGCUGGGGAGCACUUACGGAUCUUGGAUAAUGAUCCUCCAGACAUACAUUUUUUGCCGAUGGGAUUUAUGUACCUAGCUUGCACACCCGAAGAAGUCGAUCGAUUAAAACGAAAUUGGAAAAUCCAAAUACGCAAUGGUGCCCGAGUGGAUCUAUUAAAUCGUGUGCAGUUAUGCUCUAGGUUCCCAUUCAUGAAUUUUGAAGACGUUCUGCUGGGUUCUUAUGGCUUAGAAAAUGAAGGUAUUAUUGAUGCAUGGCAGUUACUGUCAGCUAUACGAGAAAAAAAUUUAACAUUGGGUGUUCAGUAUCUGAAAGGAGAAGUUGAAGGUUUUCAUUUUGACCGAAUGCACAUUAGACAUGACUUGUACGGUGCUGUGGAAGAUGCCGAUGAGCAGUGUUGGCGUGAUAAACAAAUUCGAGGAGUUUAUGUUCGUCCAGAAAUGACGGAUGCUUCUGCAAGAAUCAUAAGAAGCUCUCAAAUUGUUGUGGCUGCUGGUGCUUGGUCUGGUCAUAUUGCACGGAUGGCUAGAAUUGGUGUAGGACAAGAUUUGUUGGCGGUAAAGCUUCCAGUUGUUGCUCGAAAGCGUAUGGUGUUUGCAGUACACGCUCCAGAUGUUCCUGCUUUGGAUAUGCCGGCACUUGUAGAUCCUAGUGGUGUAUAUUGUAUCAUGGAAGACGUUGGCAAUACAUUUAUUUGUGGGAAAAUUCCAAACGAGGAAGAAGAUGACAAAAUUGAUCAUUCGAAUCUGGAUGUAGAUUAUGGUUAUUUCUAUGACAAUAUUUGGCCAAUUUUAACAAGACGAAUCCCUUCAUUCAAAAACUCAAAAAUCAAAAAUGCUUGGGCAGCAUAUCAAGAUGUAAAUACAUUUGAUAAUUCUCCAAUUAUCGGAGAGCAUCUACUUUACCAGAAUUUGCAUUUUCUAUGUGGGUUCGGAAAUCGUGGAAUACAGCAUUCAUUGGCUGUUGGUCGAAGUUACGCUGAAAAAUUGUUGGAAGGUGCUUAUUUGUCAUUAAAUCUUCGAAAAUUUGAUAUGAGACGACUUGUAAAAAUGGAAAAACUGAAAGAAGAAUAUCCUUGA
This is a messenger RNA of Thelazia callipaeda (thelaziosis nematode), 1557 nucleotides long. The record is from the annotation of a GenBank genome assembly. NCBI's taxonomy places the organism in Eukaryota, Metazoa, Nematoda, Chromadorea, Rhabditida, Thelaziidae.